Messenger RNA from Oncorhynchus masou masou (cherry salmon), 4269 nucleotides. RefSeq lists its product as uncharacterized. The record is from RefSeq and is a predicted model, not a curated record. The transcript is spliced from 2 exons. Lineage: Eukaryota; Metazoa; Chordata; Actinopteri; Salmoniformes; Salmonidae. Bases 95 to 844 code for a protein of 249 amino acids.
AAUAAAAGCGCGCUGCUGCACUCGUUCUGCACAACACGAGCGCCGGGCGGUGGCGAAUCGCAUCUCUGCAUGUCUGGCAGACAUAUCAGUGUGGAUGACGGAUCACCACCUCAAGCUGAACCUCGGCAAGACGGAGCUGCUCUUCCUCCCGGGGAAGGACUGCCCGUUCCAUGAUCUCGCCAUCACGGUUGACAACUCCAUUGUGUCCUCCUCCCAGAGCGCUAAGAACCUUGGCGUGAUCCUGGACAACACCCUGUCGUUCUCAACUAACAUCAAGGCGGUGGCCCGUUCCUGUAGGUUCAUGCUCUACAACAUCCGCAGAGUACGACCCUGCCUCACACAGGAAGCGGCGCAGGUCCUAAUCCAGGCACUUGUCAUCUCCCGUCUGGAUUACUGCAACUCGCUGUUGGCUGGGCUCCCUGCCUGUGCCAUUAAACCCCUACAACUCAUCCAGAACGCCGCAGCCCGUCUGGUGUUCAACCUUCUCAAGUUCUCUCAGGUCACCCCGCUCCUCCGCUCUCUCCACUGGCUUCCAGUUGAAGCUCGCAUCCGCUACAAGACCAUGGUGCUUGCCUACGGAGCUAUGAGGGGAACGGCACCGCAGUACCUCCAGGCUCUGAUCAGGCCCUACACCCAAACAAGGGCACUGCGUUCAUCCACCUCUGGCCUGCUCGCCUCCCUACCACUGAGGAAGUACAGUUCCCGCUCAGCCCAGUCAAAACUGUUCGCUGCUCUGGCCCCCCAAUGGUGGAACAAACUCCCUCACGACGCCAGGACAGCGGAGUCAAUCACCACCUUCCGGAGACACCUGAAACCCCACCUCUUUAAGGAAUACCUAGGAUAGGAUAAAGUAAUCCUUCUCACCCCCCCUUAAAUGAUUUAGAUGCACUAUUGUAAAGUGGCUGUUCCACUGGAUGUCAUAAGGUGAAUUCACCAAUUUGUAAGUCGCUCUGGAUAAGAGCGUCUGCCAAAUGACUUAAAUGUCUCAGGUUUUGAGGGAGCGUGCAAUUGGCAUGCUGACUGCCAGAAUGUCCACUAGAGCUGUUGCCAGAGAAUUGAAUGCUCAUUUCUCUACCAUUUAUUUUACCUUUAUUUAACCAGGCAAAGUCAGUUAAGAACAAAUUCUUAUUUUCAAUGACGCCCUUGGAACAUUGGGUUAACUGCCUGUUCAGGGGCAGAACGACAGAUUUGUACCUUGUCAGCUCUGGGACUUGAACUUGAAACCUUCAGGUUACUAGCCCAACGCCGGUUACGGCACUCUAACCACUAGGCCUCCAACAAGCCUCCUACAAUGUUGUUUUAGAGAAUUUGGCAGUACGUACAACCGGUCUCACAACUGCAGACCAUGUGUAACCAUGCCAGCCCAGGACCUCCACAUCCAGCUUCAUCACCUGCGGGAUAGUCUGAGACCAGCCACCAGGACAGCUGAUGAAACUGAGGAGCAUUUCUGUCUGUAAUAAAGCCCUUUUGUGGGGAAAAGCUUAUUCUGAUUGGCUGGGCCUGGCUCCCUAGUGUGUGGGACUAUGCCCAAAUAUGUGAAAUCCAUAGAUUAGGGUCUAAUUCAUUAAUUUACAAGUAACUGAUUACCUUAUAUGAACUGUAGUUAUGUAAAAUCGUUGAAAUUCAUGCAUGUUGCAUUUAUGUUUUUGUUCAGUCAAUAUUGUAGCCUCCAAAAUUCCAAAAGUAUUCCAUUUAAGAAUGAUGGAGGCCACUGUGUUCUAGGGGACCUUCAAUGCUGCAGAAAUGUUUCUGUACCCUUCCCCAGAUCUGUGUCUCGACACAAUCCUGUCUCGGAGCUCUAUGGCCAAUUCCUUCGACCUCAUGUCUUGGUUUUUGAUCAGACAUACAAUGUCAACUGUGGGACCUUAUAUAGACAGGUGUCUGCCUUUCCAAAUCAUUUCCAAUCAAUUGAAUUGACCACAGAUGGACUCCAAUCAAGUUGUAGAAACAUCUCAAGAAUGAUCAAUGGAAACAGGAUGUAUCUGAGCACAAUUUUACAUCUCAAAGCAAAGGGUCUGAAAGGUAUUUCUGCUAGAAUUUUUUUUAUACAUUUACAAACAUUUCUUAAAACCUGUUUUCACAUUGUCAUUAUGGGUAUUGUAUAGGGAAAAUGUGUAUUUAAUUUAAAAAAAAAUAAGGUCUGUAACGUAACAAAAUGUGGAAAAAUAACAUUUUCCGAAUGCACUGUAAAUUUGGUAUCUGCAUUUGAUGUAAAUCUGAUUUCCAGGUCUCACUCAGCAAUUAGCCUAGUGGUUAGAGUAUUGGACUAGUAACCGAAAGGUUGCAAGUUCAAAUCCCCGAGCUGACAAGAUACAAAAUCUGUCAUUCUGCCCCUGAAAAGGCAUUUAACCCACUGUUCCUAGGCUCUCAUUGAAAAUAAGAAUUUGUUCUUAACUGACUUGCCUAGUAAAAUAAAGGUAAACAUCCCUCAAUUUAGAACAAACAAGGUUGACUUGACUAUAAUUCCACGGUGACACUGAGACUAUUUAAAGUGUAUUUCAAUCAAAAACAAUGAUUGAAAAGUUCAAUAAAAUCCUACAACUUUUUUAUUUCAACUUUAUUUAACCAGGUAGGCUAGUUGAGAUAGUUCUCAUUUACAACUGCGACUUGGCAAAGAUAAAGCAUAGCAGUGUAAACAGACAACAACAGACAACAGCACAGAGUUACACAUGGAGUAAACAAUAAACAAGUCAGUGACACAGUAGAAAAAAUAAAAAAAGAGUAUAUUCAUUGUGUGCAAAAGACAUGAGGAGGUAGGUGAAUAAUUGCAAUUUUGCAGAUUAACACUGGAGUGAUAAAUGAUCAGAUGGUCAUGUGCAGGUAGAGAUACUGGUGCGCAAAAGAGCAGAAAAGUAAAUAAAUAAAAACAGUAUGGGGAUGAGGUAGGUAAAUUGGGUGGGCUAUUUACCAAUGGACUAUGUACAGCUACAGCGAUCAGUUAGCUGCUCAGAUAGCAGAUGUUUAAAGUUGGUGAGGGAGAUAAAAGUCUCCAACUUCAGGGAUUUUUGCAAUUCGUUCCAGUCACAGGCAGCAGAGAACUGGAAGGAAAGGCGGCCAAUUGAGGUGUCGGCUUUAGGGAUGAUCAUUGAGAUACACCUGCUGGAGCGCGUGCUACGGGUGGGUGUUGCCAUCGUGACCAGUGAACUGAGAUAAGCAUGGACUUGUAGAUGACCUGGAGCCAGUGGGUCUGGCGACUAAUAUGUAGCGAGGGCCAGCCGACUAGAGCAUACAGGUCGCAGUGGUGGGUGGUAUAAGGUGCUUUAGUAACAAAUGGAUGGCACUGUGAUAAACUGCAUCCAGUUUGCUGAGUAGAGUAUUGGAAGCUAUUUUGUAGAUGACAUCGCCGAAGUCGAGUAUCGGUAGGAUAGUCAGUUUUACUAGGGUAAGUUUGGCGGCGUGAGUGAACGAGGCUUUGUUUGCGCAAGGACUUCUAACAAUGUCCACUAAAAUGAGUCCUAUAUCGACAUAACCUGAAAGGCCGCUCAGCAAGGAAGAAGCCACUGCUCCAGAACCACCAUAAAAAAGCCAGACUACGGUUUGCAACUGCACAUGGGGACAAAGAUUGUACUUUUUGGAGAAAUGUCCUCUGGUCUGAUGAAACAAAAAUAGAACUGUUUGGCCAUAAUGACCAUUGUUAUGUUUGGAGGAAAAAGGGGGAGGCUUGCACGCCGAAGAACACCAUCCCAACCGUGAUGCACAGGGGUGGCAGUAUCGUGUUGUGCGGGUGCUUUGCUGCAAGAGGGUCAGGUGCACAUCACAAAAUAGAUGGCAUCAUGACGUAGGAAAUUAUGUGGAUAUAUUGAAGCAACAUUUCAAGACAUCAGUCAGGAAUUUGAAGCUUGGUCGCAAAGGGGUCUUCCAAAUGGACAAUGAUCCCAAGCAUACUUCCAAAGUUGUGGCAAAAUGGCUUAAUGACAACAAAGUUAACAUAUUGGAGGGGCCAUCACAAAGCCCUGACCUCAAUCCUAUGGAAAAUAUGUGGGCAGAACUGAAAAAGCUUGUGCGAGCAAGGAAGCCUACAAACCUGACUCAGUUUCACGAGCUCUGUCAGGAGGAAUGGGUCAAAAUUCACCCAACUUAUUGUGGGAAGCUUGUGGAAGGCUCCCCAAAACGUUUGACCCAAGUUAUACAAUUUAAAGGCAAUGCUACCAAAUACUAAUUGAGUGUAUGUAAACUUCUGACCCAUUGGGAAUGUGAUGAAAGAAAUAAAAGCUGAAAUAAAUCAUUCUCUCUACUAUUAUUCUGACAUUUCACAUUCUUACAAUAAAG